GGGAUUUUAUAACAGUCGACGAGGUUCGGCCGUCGUUGACGUUUCCAGUCGGUGGCCGUCGAGUGUCGACCCGUAAUCAUCAGGAUGAGGCGACGGGCCGGCGUCGGUGCCAUCCACAAGCAGAAACUCGAACAGGAACGUUACAAGGACAAAGGGACGGAGCUGCAGGAACGCGAGCUCGACCAGAUGACGAAACAGCUCGAAGUGUUCCGCGUCAACCUCGAAGAGUUCGCAGCAAAUCACAAGAACGAAAUCAAGAAGAACGCCACGUUCAGGCGUCAGUUCCAGGAGAUGUGCGCCGCCAUCGGUGUCGACCCGCUCGCCUCCAACAAAGGCUUCUGGUCAGUACUCAACAUCGGUGACUUCUACUAUGAGCUCAGCGUGCAGAUCGUUGAAGUCUGCCUGGCCACAUCGUCCAAGAAUGGAGGACUCAUUGGGUUGGAUGAACUGCGCGAGAAGCUUCUCAUUUCACGUGGAAGGGCGCAAGAAGUGACGAAUGAGGACAUCCUUUGCGCUGCCAAGAAGCUUAACAUGUUUGGCAAUGGUUUCAAGAUCCUGCCCGUUGGUGGGGGGCGGUACGUCGUACAGUCUGUUCCCGGGGAGAUGAGCAUGGACCAGACGAGUGUUCUGUCCUCAGUGUCGAACAACGCAAACGUUUCGCUGUCAUACCUUAUCUCACAGCUCAACUGGACCAAGCCUAGAGCGGAAAAAGCUCUACAAGGCUUAGUGACAGAAGGCUUAGCAUGGGUGGACACCCAAGACUCAAAAGAAACACUUUACUGGUUCCCAAGUUUCUUCACGGGAUGCAUCAACUCUUAAAUUUUCUUAAUAAUUACACAACUAAUUGUACAUAGUUUAUAAUACCUAUUUUUGUAUAUAUUGUAUAUUUAAAAAGCGAAAAAAGUAAAAUAGUUGCUUGAGUA
Molecule: messenger RNA, 923 nt
Organism: Cimex lectularius (bed bug)
Lineage: Eukaryota; Metazoa; Arthropoda; Insecta; Hemiptera; Cimicidae
Gene: lsn
Product: vacuolar-sorting protein SNF8
Exons: 3
Coding region: 85-819 (244 amino acids)
Biological process (GO): protein transport to vacuole involved in ubiquitin-dependent protein catabolic process via the multivesicular body sorting pathway
Cellular component (GO): ESCRT II complex
Source: RefSeq, a predicted model, not a curated record